UUACUUUGAUUUUGACAAUUUUCCUGCCACAAUUGAUACUACGAGUCCUAGCAACUAGCGUCUCUAGCAACGACCGGCAACAAAUAGUUUCCGGUUGCUUAGCAGCCUCAAAACCGGACACGGAGGACUGUCUUCCUGAACCCGAAACUGAACGAUUCCCAGCCAUGGCCGGCAAACUAUUCGCUUGUGAUUUCGAAGUGUUUGGUAUUGUGCAGGGGGUGUUUUUCCGGAAGUACACCCAAAAGCAGGCUGUCAGCUUAGGGUUACGCGGUUGGUGCAUGAAUACUCGCGAUGGAACCGUGAAAGGGCAAUUGGAAGGUGAAGAAUCUCCGAUAAAUGAAAUGAAACACUGGUUGAAAACCAAAGGAAGUCCAACUAGUCGCAUUGAUAAGGCAGUCUUCGGUGAAAUGAAACCAAUAGAGAAAUACUCCUUCAACGACUUUGGGAUUAGACGUUAAACUGAUUCUCAUAUAAUUGUAAUAAUUUAUUUGUGAUUUUUUUAGAGAACUAAAU
This is a messenger RNA of Sabethes cyaneus, 513 nucleotides long. RefSeq names its product acylphosphatase-2. Gene Ontology annotation, molecular function: acylphosphatase activity. NCBI's taxonomy places the organism in Eukaryota, Metazoa, Arthropoda, Insecta, Diptera, Culicidae. The transcript has 4 exons. Bases 165 to 458 code for a protein of 97 amino acids. The record is from RefSeq and is a predicted model, not a curated record.